UUCACCUGCAGAAAGUUGUUUUGGUGGAGCAGGGCUGAAGCUGGCACGGACUUACCUGCUUGGUGGCCAAAAGCCCCAUUCCUGCUGGGUGCAUUCCCUGCCAGAGCACCCUGAAGAGAUGGAGUCUGAUGUGUGGUGUCUGCAUGGGGCUGUGGGUCGCUGUGCUCUGCAGGAGCUGCCCUCAACUUAUCACAGAUUGUAAAAGAUUGAUUUAUUUUAAACCAGCAUUGUGGCUGUAGGAGAAUCUGUGUCUUGCUUUCUGCCCAUUCACAACCUAUAUUGAAGGGAUGGCAUCCACAAGAGAGAAGGGUUUGCUGCAGUCCCAGAAAAAGCUGUAAACUUAGGUUGGUUGCCAAGAAUUAGAAGGGAACAGUGCUGACUGUGUUCCCAAGAAGGGCUCCCAGUGCAGGGAAAUGGAGCAGGACCACAGAGUUCUAUAGCAUGUGUGUGUGUUUCCCUUACCUGUAUGCUGAUACUAGAACAUGACUUAAUACAAUGUUGUGUUAUUUUGUUUUUCCAAAUCAGAAGUUUAUUUCCAAACAGUUCUGACCACGGAAAGGAUCCGUUGUUGUUGUCGUAUGUUGUUGUUGGAAAGGAGACAUUCUGGAGCAUCCAUUGCAUCUCUGCUUGAUGUUCCUCACGUUGCAGGACGGUACGAGGCAGGUGGGCGUCAGUGUGAAGCCAGUACAGCCAGUGCCUUCCUCUCUGAGCUCCAGGCGCUGAUACAGCCAACCUACAGGGCAGUCCGGGAGCGCAGCCCUGCCGGGAGCCGCAUCCCCGCCCGGCUCGUGGAGGAGGGCAGCAGUGGGGAGGUGCGGGGCCGCCUCCUGCCGCGGGUGGGGCCGGAGCUGCCCCCAGUGCCGCCGCCUGCCCUGGCCGGAGCCGAGGACCGAGGAGCUGCGGCGAUGGGCUGCGGCCGUGCCGUGUGUGUGCUGCUGGCUGCUGCGCUCCUGCCUGCCCGAGCCUUCCCCCAGACCAACAUCAAAAUCAGCCAAGCCCUGCCGGAGCCUGUGCAUGCCUACUCCUGCCCUCUUUUCUGGACCGAGUAUGAAGGGCAUUGCUACCGCUACUUCCCCAUCAACAAAACCUGGGCUGAGGCCGACCUUUACUGUGCAGAGUUCUCCAUUGGCAUCAGGUCAGCGAAGCUGGCCUCCAUUCACAGCUGGGAAGAGAACGUUCUUUGUGUAUGACCUGGUGAACACGCGUGUCCUGGCAUCCCCACUGACAUCUGGAUGGGGCUCAAUGACCUGCGGCAGGAGGGUCACUUCGAGUGGACAGACGGCACCUCCUAUGACUACAACUACUGGGAUGGCAGCCAGCCCGAUGACGGCAUCCACUCCAUCCCAGAGGAGGAGGACUGUGUACAGAUCUGGUACCGGGCCAGCAGCGCUCUGCGCUCCUGGAAUGACAACGCCUGCGGCCGGACCUUCCCCUUUGUCUGCAAAAUCCCCUCGCUGGCCCUGGACUGAGCCUGACUGCGUGCCCAGCUUCGUGCUGCUUCAUUGGGGCAGGUUGGGAUGGAGCAGGCUUCGUGCUCUUCACUUUGGCCCUGGAGCUCUGCCUGCUGACAAGUGAGCUGCAGAGCCAUGGAAGCCCCCAGAUUUAAGCCUGGGGUUGGGUUUAAAAUAAACUCUCACAGGAAAUCUGUA
Molecule: messenger RNA, 1649 nt
Organism: Coturnix japonica (Japanese quail)
Lineage: Eukaryota; Metazoa; Chordata; Aves; Galliformes; Phasianidae
Gene: CLEC19A
Product: C-type lectin domain containing 19A
Source: RefSeq, a predicted model, not a curated record